AUGUCACAAAUGCUACCGUUUGUUGAAGACACAAGCGGCCAAAGAUUAAAGAGAUAUAAGGACUUUGACUCCAGGCCAAGGGAGAGCGAAACACCUCAACAAAGUGAGAGCAACACCAGCAAGGAUCAUCCAAGCAUAGUGUCAUUAUCGUUUGACCAAGUCAACAACGACACCGAUGAGCUCAUUGGUCUACGUGGCGAAGGCCGUUAUUUCGGAGUCACAGACCCCGAUGAUGCCAAGAGCGACGCGGGCUCGGGACCUUUAUGCGACAACUGUCAUAAACGCGGCCAUAAACGUGCCAAUUGUAAAGUUGUAAUUUGUCAUAAAUGCGGUAAAGUUGGAGAUCACUACGAAACACACUGCCCGACUACGCUAAUAUGCUUGCGAUGCGGAGAAAGGGGCCAUUACGUGGCUGAUUGCAAGAGCAAAACUCGCAAAAAGCAAUAUUGCCGAACUUGCGACUCUUUCCAGCACGGCGACGAAAACUGUCCUACGAUAUGGCGGUCGUAUUUGACGAUUGGAAGUUCAAAUAAUAGCAAUAACAACAACAAGAAUGAAUCAAAGCUGCUGCUACCUAACAUUUACUGCUACAACUGUGCCCUGAGCCAGCAUUACGGAGACGAGUGCCCUCAACAGAGAAGUUCGCGGGUUCCCAAUUUGGGGAGUGCCUUCAGUGGGAAUAACUUGCCAAAGCAGUUGAGGUCGCUAUAUUUCUCUAGCUUGAGGAAGAGUUACAGUAAUCAUACCGACGAAGAUUACGAUCCACUGCGGAGUAGCCGGAAUUUUGCUCUGUUUGGCGGUUACUCGGUGCAAGCAAACAACGGUGCUUCUUCUCAGGGAAUGUCUGGCUCUGGCGGUGGCAGCAGAAACUAUUCUUCAAAGUACCAAAGCAGUUACAAGCCUCUCAACUAUACAUCAAACAACUAUGGAAGUGCGGACCCCCGAGGUAGCUCCUUUGGUAAUGGGAGAGGAGGCUAUGACAACCAAUCCUAUAGUGGAACCAAUUCUGGCAGCCAAGGCCAAAGUCAAAGCCAAAGUCAAAGUUACAGCAAUGGCAACAACCUGCGUGUUAUUCAAAGCACAAGGUCAGGCUCGCUCAAGAGUAAGAACAGGAAUCCUCUGCCUGGGCCUGGCAAGAUUACCAAGCCCACGAGGUCGGGUUUGAUUGACAGAAGCAAGAAAGCCAAGAAGGGCAAACAUAUUCGCUAUUAG
Lodderomyces beijingensis is the source of this 1212-nucleotide messenger RNA. NCBI's taxonomy places the organism in Eukaryota, Fungi, Ascomycota, Pichiomycetes, Serinales, Debaryomycetaceae. The record is from the annotation of a GenBank genome assembly.